Erigeron canadensis is the source of this 1233-nucleotide messenger RNA. RefSeq names its product F-box/FBD/LRR-repeat protein At5g56420-like. Lineage: Eukaryota; Viridiplantae; Streptophyta; Magnoliopsida; Asterales; Asteraceae. Gene Ontology annotation, molecular function: protein binding. Bases 1 to 1233 code for a protein of 410 amino acids. The record is from RefSeq and is a predicted model, not a curated record. The transcript has a single exon.
AUGGCGAAUCUUGAACAUAUUCCAAGAGCAAACAACUCGACCAAAAGAAAACAUCAAGAGCCAAAUAUCAAUAAUAAUAAUAAGAAAAAGAAGAUCUGGCCCACACAUUAUGAAAAACAAGAAUUAAUAACGGCAGAUCAAUAUUCUGACGAAGAAGACAGACUCACAAACUUGCCCGAACCCAUGAAACUUCAUAUUCUUUCGUUACUUAGCCUCAAACAGGCCAUUCAAACAUCCGCAUUAUCGAAAUCAUGGGUUUCUUCAUGGACUUCAAUCCCUGUUCUCACUCUCAAUUCCGGCUUUUUUUUUACCUGCAGCCUCUGUGAUUUCGAUAAGAUUGUUACAAAGGUUUUAGCUUGUCGUGAUAAAUCCGUAAAGUUGAACAAGUUAACCUUCAGCCGUGGUGGAAUAUCUACUAUCAAGAUUUUGAAAACAGUAUUUAGCUAUGCGCUUUCGAAUGGUGUCAAACAAGUGAGGGCAUUGAUUAAAGGUAGUAGAAACGGAUCUUGGCCAGAUUGCUUGCAUAAUACUAGCUCGGAUUCGUUAACACGCUUGAAACUAAUAAGCUGUAGCGAAAUCAGAUGCCAGUUUUUGGGACAUAGAUUGGCAUUGUUCAAGAAUCUGACUAAUCUGUAUCUAGAAAAUGCGAUUAUCAUGGAUGAUCCUGAUGCAUUCUCAGGGUUUCUGGCAUUGGAGAAGUUAACUUUGUACCAUUGUUGUUAUAAAGAUGAUAAUUUGAAUAUACGUGCUUCACAACUUUCGGUAUUAAACAUCAUGUGCUUUUAUAAUAGCUUUGAUCGUUGUGAGCUUUCAACUCCAAAACUCAGGAUAUUCAAGUUUCGGGCCAGGACUUUCCCAGUGUUGGUAACGCCUCCUCAAGCGCUUCCUGUUCUUGAUGAGGUUGUUUUGGAUUAUCAGGGAUCUGAAAACCGGAAGCAAAGUUUUCAAGAGAUGAUAACAAUGUUUUCGACUUGUCAUAAUGCCAAAUCCCUUACGAUUUCCAUGUAUGCUGUUCUGCUUUUGUCCAGGUUUUGGAAAGAAUUGGUGAAACAUUGUUCACCAUUCCGGGGUUUAAAGUUUUUGAAGUUGGAUGAGGAUGGAUUCGGUAAGAUACCUUCCGAUGUUAAAGAUUACUUGCUUCAAUACUCUGUUGAUGCAAUAAUUAGUGUGGUAUAUAUUGAGGGCAUGUUUGGCAAGAACUUUUUAAGAAAUAUUUUUGAGUUUAGCUUUUAA